UUCACUUUUUUUCUUUGCAAAGCUGCAACGCUUAGCAGCUCGCGCCCACCGCUUCUGAAAACUGGGCCUAGAGAAGUGGUUGUAUUUUCUCCACUGCGUCCGACAACCGGGCCUGUCUGGUCCAGAGAAGGGUGUCUGCAACCGAGUCUUUCACUCCGACGAGUGUCCGCAACGCAUCGGGAGCGGGGCGUGUAGGAGCUUCAUAGGCAGUGUGUUUGGGUUCAUGUAACUCAAAAUCCACCUUAUUCAAGGUAUACAUGGAUUCAGUGCUUUUUCGAUGUCUGCCUCAUGCUUCUUCUCACACCGCUGUGACAGGUGGAGAUUUCUGUAGGACUAGACAUUGUGCUGCCAUCUCCUAUGCAAGUUCUUAUGGGCCAAAUGCUUCGUGCAACCAAAGGAAAGUCCAAAAUGAAUAUAGUUGUUUGAGACUUCGGAAGCCAAGUUUGAACCAUCAUUACAAAGGCAUUGGGGGAGGGUAUACGUUUCAAAAAUAUGACAUAAAAUUUGUUGUGAAAGCCACCUCUGAAAAAUCUUUUGGGUCGGAAUCUCAAGCUUUUGAUCCAAAAAGCGUUUUGGACUCUGUCAAAAAUUCCUUGGAUGCUUUCUACAGGUUUUCAAGGCCACAUACAGUUAUUGGCACAGCAUUAAGCAUAAUUUCUGUGUCUCUCCUUGCCGUUGAGAAAAUAUCAGACAUAUCGCCAUUAUUUUUUACUGGUGUGUUGGAGGCUGUGGUUGCUGCCUUGUUUAUGAAUAUUUAUAUCGUUGGUUUGAAUCAAUUAUCUGAUGUUGAAAUCGACAAGAUAAACAAGCCAUAUCUUCCAUUGGCAUCUGGGGAAUAUUCCUUUGGAACUGGUGUUGCUAUUGUUUCAUCCUUUUCAAUUUUGAGUUUCUGGCUUGGCUGGAUAGUAGGUUCAUGGCCAUUAUUUUGGGCGCUUUUCGUAAGUUUUGUGCUAGGGACUGCUUAUUCAAUCAAUGUGCCUCUAUUGAGAUGGAAGAGAUUUGCAGUCCUUGCAGCUAUGUGCAUUCUUGCUGUUCGGGCUGUAAUAGUUCAACUUGCAUUUUUCCUUCACAUGCAGACUCACGUGUACAAGAGGCCACCUGUCUUUUCAAGACCACUGAUUUUUGCUACUGCAUUCAUGAGCUUCUUCUCUGUAGUUAUAGCACUGUUUAAGGAUAUUCCUGACAUUGAAGGGGAUAAAAUAUUUGGCAUCCAAUCCUUUUCAGUACGGUUAGGUCAGAAGCCGGUAUUCUGGACUUGUGUAUCUCUCCUUGAAAUAGCUUACGGGGUGGCCCUCCUGGUGGGAGCUUCAUCUCCCUGUCUUUGGAGCAAAAUUUUCACGGGUCUUGGACACGCUGUUUUGGCUGCAAUUCUCUGGUAUCAAGCCAAAUCUGUAGAUUUGAAAAGCAAAGCUUCGAUAACAUCCUUCUAUAUGUUUAUUUGGAAGCUAUUUUACGCAGAGUACUUACUCAUUCCUUUUGUUAGAUGAGGAUGCAGAGGCAUUGUUGUUGACUUCAGAAAAAGUUUUGUUUAAAUGGAGCUACCUUUGACCCCGGCCAGCUUGGAUUUAAUGGGACUCCAUUAGUUUUAAGUGUUUUAUUGCUAAUUUAAAUGAAUUUCUGAUGGAUUUUUCAUUUUUGUGUAUUGCUCUGCAUUCGGUGGUUUCUCUUAUGAUUUUUCUACCUGUUACUAUUAGAAAAUAAAGGAAAACUGAACCUUGUGCGCUUCA
Messenger RNA from Vigna angularis (adzuki bean), 1727 nucleotides. RefSeq names its product homogentisate phytyltransferase 1, chloroplastic. Lineage: Eukaryota; Viridiplantae; Streptophyta; Magnoliopsida; Fabales; Fabaceae. Gene Ontology annotation, cellular component: membrane. Bases 258 to 1487 code for a protein of 409 amino acids. Gene Ontology annotation, molecular function: prenyltransferase activity. The transcript has 13 exons. The record is from RefSeq and is a predicted model, not a curated record.